Messenger RNA from Eucalyptus grandis, 2078 nucleotides. RefSeq names its product pentatricopeptide repeat-containing protein At1g62930, chloroplastic. The record is from RefSeq and is a predicted model, not a curated record. The transcript has a single exon. Bases 13 to 1668 code for a protein of 551 amino acids. NCBI's taxonomy places the organism in Eukaryota, Viridiplantae, Streptophyta, Magnoliopsida, Myrtales, Myrtaceae. Gene Ontology annotation, molecular function: protein binding.
UUCUUCAAGGUUAUGAUUCGGCUGAACCCUUUGCCUUCGACUCCCUGUUUCGUCCAACUCUUGGGAGCUGCGGUGAGGAGGAAGCAUUAUGCUGUUGCCAUCCACAUGAUAGAGCGAAUGGAUUCCAUGGGCAUAUCUCGCGCCAUUUCCGUUCUCAACAUUCUGAUCAAUUGCCUCUGCCGCUUGGAAAGGUCCGAUCUUGGAUUUUCCGUUUUGACCAAAAUGUUCAAGCUUGGGCUUGAACCGGAUGUGGUGACCUCCAACACUUUGCUCAACGGCCUCUGUGAAGAGGGUAAGAUCGCACGAGCCUUGACCUUGGUGGAGGAAAUGCGGGGCAAGGGAUUUAAGGCCGAUGUAUUUACAUACAGUGUCAUCGUGAAGGGAUUGUGCAGAACCGGUAAGACUUCUAAAGCCGUCCAGUUAAUGAGGAAUUUGGAAGAAAGGGGUUGCGAACUAAAUUUGGUCACGUACAACACGAUCAUCGAUGGCUAUUGCAAGGAAGGACUGGUGGAAGAGGCAUUUGGCUUAUUUAAUUGUAUGAGCCACUGCCUCAUUAAGCCGGAUAUCCUCACUUACAGUACCUUGAUUCGUGGCUUAGGCUGCAUAGGCAAAUGGAAACAAGCAAAGGCCUUGUUAGAGAAGAUGAUUCAUGAUGGAAUCCACCCAAAUGUUAUCACUUAUAAUUCCUUCAUCCACGGUCUAUGCCUUUGUGGCCAAUGGGAAGAGGUUCGAGUCCAGUUGAGUGAGAUGGUGCGGGGAGGAAUAAGGCCAGAUUAUCAAACCUUCACUAUUAUCUUGGAUGCACUCGGCAAACAGGGCAUGACUGAUGAGGCGAAGUGCAUAUUUGACCUGAUGAUCGAGAUGGGUGUUCAGCCAAAUGUAGUUACUUAUAACUCGUUGAUAAAUGGUUACUGUCUUCAAAAUCAAAUGGAUGAUGCCGCAAUUACAUUUUGUUUGAUGACUGCAAGGAAGUGCAAUCCUGAUGUAGUGACCUAUAGCACGUUGAUUAACGGGUAUUUUGCGGUUAAAAGAGUUGAUGAGGCAAUGAGUCUCCUUCAGCAAAUGUUGGAGAAAGGAUUAGUCCCUAAUGUUGCCACCUAUGGUUGUCUCAUGGAUGGCAUUUUCCUUGCUGGAAGCCCCAGGGUCGCACAUCAGCUGUUUUACAAAAUGCUGGCUUGCAAUCAUAUAAAUCAACAAAUUUAUGCCAUCAUGUUAGAUGGCCUUUGUAAGUAUCGACAAGUGGACAAGGCAAUGGCAUUGUUUCGACACAUGGAAGAUGGCAUGGACGAUGUUAAUAUAGUCCACUGCAACAUCCUUAUUAAGGGCUUGUGUGAGAUGGGGGAAUUUGGACCUGCAAUGAACCUCUUCAAUUCGUUGGAUGCCAAAGGGUUGCAACCCGAUGUCGUGACAUUUGGUGCCAUCAUAAAAGGACUAUGUAAAGCUGGCCAAAUACGUGAAGCAUGCAAACUACUUCAUAAUAUGAAAGAGAAGGGAUGUCCUCCAAGUGGUAUCAUUUUUAACAUUGUUGUCCCAGCACUCCUCAAAGAUGGUGAGAAUGCGAAGGCAAUGCUCUUUCUAGGGGAGAUGGUUGAGAAAGGCUUCUCACCAAAUGCUGCAUCAACGGCUAAAUUUUUGGGUGCACUGGCUAACAAUACAUUAGAAUCCUGAAAAUCCACACUGGGAGCAUAAGCUCUCUGUUUUGUUUUUGUUUUGGGUUUUUUUUGUGGUCAGAGACGUAAGCUCUCUUGAAUUGCAAUUGUGUGCAUAUAGUAAGUGGCCAAAUUUUAUUUCAAUGAGAGAAAAUUGGGCCUGCAUCAUCUAACACUAGUUAGUUCUGUAUAGUCUGAGAUUAAUUUGUUACGAGGAAGAAAACAUGGCGGUGCACGGAAAGUUAUCCGCAUUUGAUGACUUCUGCUUCUUCAGCCAUACCAAGGUAGUUUCUUGCAGGGACCUUUCUGUACAGUAACAAUUGACUGCUCUUGGUUCUUUUCUUCUUCAUCGGUAAGCACAUCAUACCAAAGCAGCUUCUUGAGAGUAACUUCUGGUAUGUCGUCAGAUGAAUUCUCUUCCUUUUUCCU